This is a messenger RNA of Cephus cinctus (wheat stem sawfly), 1047 nucleotides long. Its product is annotated as cytochrome b5-like. Gene Ontology annotation, cellular component: membrane; intracellular membrane-bounded organelle. The coding region runs from base 318 to 695 and encodes 125 amino acids. Gene Ontology annotation, molecular function: heme binding. The transcript is spliced from 4 exons. Lineage: Eukaryota; Metazoa; Arthropoda; Insecta; Hymenoptera; Cephidae. The record is from RefSeq and is a predicted model, not a curated record.
AUAUUUAUUAUCUUGACACAUGCCUAAUAAUCGAACCAACCUAAUCGUGAUUUGACGGGAAAUGUGAGACUGUACGGAAUUCUGAUAAAUUGCGUUUGUUAUCGCUGCUGGCCAGACACUUUAAAUGCCACAGACGAACUUGUAAAUCGCCGCACAAAGUAUUGUCAAGGUCCACGGGAAGGGCCUUAGUAGCAGACAGAUUUAAAAAGAGGGACAUUUGUACAUGAUAUUUCUAUCAAGUAUCAGAAGCAGAGAAUAAUUUUGAUUAAAAAAAAAAAAUUUGAAAAUCCAAAGGCAGAAAUAUAUAAAAUCUCAAAAUGAUAUCUAGUGAAGUGAAACUUUACACUCUGGAAGAAGUAGCCAAGCACGAUGGCGAAAAGGAUCGCCGAGUUUGGUGUGUGAUCAGGGAUAUCGUUUACGACUUUACGGAUUACUUGGAGCAGCAUCCAGGAGGUGGGGAACUGAUAACGGAAUUUGCAGGGAAAGACGGCACAGUUGCAUUUGAUGAUUUUGGACACUCGUCGGAUGCAAAGAAUGACAUGAAGCAGUAUAAAAUUGGUGAAUUGGUCGAGGAGGACAAAAGAGCCAACAGAAAGAAAAAGAUUGUCAACGGAAAUGAAGUAACUGCUGAAACGGCUAACGUCCAAACUAGAAGGCCAUUCUUUAAAAUCUUAUGCGGCAGUUGUGUCGCUUAAUCAAGAUUUCUCAUUGAGUUGAUAUAGUCCAAAUUAUUUUUUAUGGACCAACAAAUUUUGCCCAGCCUCCCACUAAAAGGCGUCUGAAUUAUAGAGGGAUAAUAAGCCCUUGAGGAGAAGGUGGCUAGUCUAAGGAGAGUGCAACCCUUCUGUGCCUAAUAGAAAUACUGGGCUGUAUAAUAAUAGAGGGGAUAGAAUCCUAGUUUCGUCGAUUCGAGUUUUCUAUCUUCUGGUGAAAAAAUUUGGAAUCUGUUAAGAAACUUGUAAAAUAUCAUGUCAUUUGCAUAUAUUAAGUUUCCUCUAUAUAUAUUAUCUGUCAUUGUUAAAUGGAUAUUAAAUAGUUAAAAAAUGA